Messenger RNA from Lasiosphaeria miniovina, 7962 nucleotides. Its product is annotated as BcPKS16, polyketide synthase. Gene Ontology annotation, biological process: secondary metabolite biosynthetic process; fatty acid biosynthetic process. Lineage: Eukaryota; Fungi; Ascomycota; Sordariomycetes; Sordariales; Lasiosphaeriaceae. Gene Ontology annotation, molecular function: hydrolase activity; fatty acid synthase activity; 3-oxoacyl-[acyl-carrier-protein] synthase activity. The record is from RefSeq and is a predicted model, not a curated record. The coding region runs from base 1 to 7962 and encodes 2653 amino acids. The transcript is spliced from 2 exons.
AUGGCCGCCGUCUCCCUCGCCGUCUUUGGCCCCCUGAUCCGCGCCCCGUUGCCGUCCUAUCUGGACGACAUACGCGCCUUCUGCCUCGGACACGCCGUGCUCGCCCCGCUUGUCCGUGACAUCGCCUCGGGCGCCUCGCUGCUCAGCGUCUGGGCACUCCUUGCCGGGGACAACCCUGAUAUCGCCCGUAUCUCCCAGGGGCCGCAAGCAUUCGUCCCCCUCCUCACGCAAUGGCUGGCCGACGGCGUGUCGGGCCCUGCCGCCUCCGCCUUGUCGCCCAUUGUAGCCCUCCCCAGGCUCGUCAUUAUUCAACUCGCCCAGUACUUUCAGUUCCUCGAGAGCAGGAGCUUGACGCACUCUGAAUUCCUCGCCCAGGCCUGCCAUGUCGGCGGCAUCCAGGGCUACUGCGUUGGCCUGAUACCGGCUUUCGCCCUUUCCUGCGCCACACGUGACCAGGAGCUGGCCGAAUCCUUACCAAUCGCCAUCCGUCUCGCAUUCGCAGUCGGCAUCUAUGCGGAGCUCGGCGAUGACUCGAGAAUUCCGGGCACCACAACCGUUGUUAUCAGGCUCAAGAAAGAAGGCCAGGCCGAAGAGCUCGUCGGCAUGUUUCCACAUACAUAUAUAUCGGCUGUCACAGAUCCAAAGUCUAUCAGCAUCGCUGGGCCAAUCAAACAAAUUUCUCGCCUGCAAGCCAGCGCCACUCAGCAGGGGCUGACGGUUCAGAGCGUGGAUGUCAGGGGCAAGAUGCACAGCCCAGAGAAUGUGCAUCUGGCCGCCCAGCUCUCCACACUGUGCGAAAAGUCUGAGCUGCUCAACUUCCCGGCGUCAGACCUCUUGCAAGUCCCCGCAAGGUCCAAUCGAACGGGGAACCUCAUCGAGAAAUGUUCUCUGACUAGGGAGUCCGUCGAGGCCAUCCUUGCGUCAAAGUGCGAUUGGUUUCGCCUCCUAUCAAACGUUGCCGCGGACCUUGGGAGGGCAGGCACCAUCUCGCACAAUGUCGUCUCCUUCGGCAUUGGCGACUGCGUCCCAUUGACCCCUUUUGAUAGGCUCGGCCUCCGCAUCACAAAAUCGGAUUGGAGCCGGGAACCAAGGACCGGGCCCACCAUUUCGGCCACAGAGAUGUCCAGUGGCUUUCAAUAUCCUGAUAACUCCGUGGCCGUCGUUGGCGCGUCAUGCCGUCUCCCGGGUGCGAACAAUCUCGAUGAGCUCUGGGAUCUGCUCGUUCAAGGUCAGGACAGACACGAGGAGGUGAAGGCCGACCGCUUUGAUUUGUACGGCGGAUACCGGGCUUCGCAGAGCGGAAACUUCACCAAGAACCGCAAGUUUUACGGCAAUUUCGUCGACGGCGUGGACAGGUUCGAUAACGCUUUCUUUGGCAUCAACGCCCGCGAGACAAUCAAUAUGGACCCACAGCAACGCAUUCUGCUCGAGCUCGCCUACGAGGCGAUGGAGUGCAGCGGCUACACACGCUCCCAUGUGCGAUCGCGCGGCGACGCUGUCGGAUGUUUUGUUGGCGCGAGCUUUGUCGAGUAUCUCGAUAACACAAGUGCGCAUUCACCCACCGCACACACGUCAACCGGUACUCUGAGGGCGUUCCUGUGCGGCAGACUGGCCUACUAUUUCGGCUGGACCGGUCCGGCCGAGGUCAUUGAUACGGCUUGUUCGUCGUCGCUGGUGGCGAUUAACCGUGCGGUGAAGGCGAUCCAGGGAGGCGAAUGCAGCAUUGCUCUUGCUGGAGGCAUCAACGUCAUGGCGGGAGCAAACAACUUCCUCGACCUGGGAAGGGGUGGCUUCUUGAGUCCGACGGGCCAAUGCAAGCCGUUCGACAAAGAUGCAGACGGAUACUGCCGGGCCGAAGGCGCUGGACUCAUUGUUCUCAAGUCCCUCAAACAGGCUCAGGCCGACGGCGACCGCAUCAUGGCUGUCGUUUCUGGAGCUGCCACAAACCAGAGCGGCCUGUCACGCAGUCUCACCGUUCCCGAAUCCAAUGCGCAGUCUCAGCUAUAUCGUUCUGUGCUGAAACAAGCCUGCAUCAGCCCAGACCAGGUCACGUUUGUCGAGGCCCACGGCACAGGCACACAGGCUGGCGAUCCCCUUGAAAUAUUGAGCCUCCGAUCCGUCUUUGGGAGUUCCACAAGAGCCAUUCCAUUGCACAUUGGCUCGAUCAAGGGAAACUUUGGUCACUGCGAGACUGCCGCCGGAGUGGCUGGUCUGCUGAAAGUCAUCUGCAUGCUUGAGCAUCGGAGCAUACCGCCCCAGGCCAGCCACAAGACUUGGAACCCAAAGAUACCAGCCAUCGAGCCUGAUAGGAUGACCAUCUCCAAGACCUUGACGACUUGGGACGCCCCCGUCCGCGCCGCCCUCGUCAACUCGUACGGCGCCGCUGGUUCGAAUGCCGCUGUCCUGUGCUGCGAGGCUCCAGCAGUAUCGUCAAAGGAUUAUUCGCAGCCGGGAUCGGGUAUGAAACAGCCCAUCAUCAUCAGUGCCAAGUCAUUGUCGAGCCUGAAGAACUACCAAGCGCUUCUUGGCAACUACCUCACAAAGGCAAUCCCGCAACCAAGUCUUGCCGAACUUGCCUACACGCUGAGCGAGAAGCGGCAGCAGCACAAGCAUCGUGUUGUCUUUGAAGCAAGUGAAACUUCAGGCCUCAUCAAGACAUUGAUGAGCGGGCAAGAAGAGGCCCUCGAGCUGUCUACCCCCAAGCCUGUCGUGCUUCUGUUUGGGGGUCAAAGCAGGCAGACUAUCAAUCUCGGCAGGGAAUUCUAUGAUCGCUUCACGACGUUUAGGACCUACGUCGACAUGUGCGACACCAUUCUGAAAGAUCUUGGGUUUCCUUCAAUUGUGCCAGCAAUCUUUCAGCCUACUGAUAUACCCGACAUUGUCGUUCUUCAGACGGGCUCUGUGGCGAUCCAGUACGCCAGCGCCGCAACUUGGAUCAAGGCCGGACUUAAAGCCAGUGCCAUGGUCGGCCAUAGCCUUGGCGAGCUUGCAGCAUUGGCCGUCAGCGGCACCUUGUCGCUGCGCGACUGCCUGAAGCUUGUCGCUACCCGCGCAACUCUGAUGAAGACGAAGUGGGGCCAGGAAAAGGGCGCGAUGCUCGCCGUCAUGGCCAGCCCGACUGUUGUCGAAGAUAUUAUUGCCAGUCUCAAACUAUCCGGCAGUGCCAAGAAUCUUGUGAUUGCUUGCUACAACUCGGACAAGAGCCAAGUUGUGUCGGGAGACAGCGGCGCCAUUGCCGAACUCGAGUCUCACCUUGUCUCAAGGCUGCCGCCUGUCAAGUGUUUGCGUCUCGGCACCAGCCAUGGAUUUCACUCGCACCUUGUCGAUCCAAUUCUUGGAGAUCUUGACAAGAUCAGCUCUGAGCUUGACUGGAGGCCACCCAGUAUUCCCAUUGAGCUCUGCUCCGAGACAUCUCGCCUGCCGGGUGAAUCCAACUACAACCCUUCGCUCCAGGCACGGAGCCCCGUCUUCUUUGCGAAUGCUGUUCAGCGCGUCGAGGAAAAGCUCGGUGGCUGUGUCUGGCUCGAAGCUGGAAUGAAUACGACAAUCGUGCAAAUGACAAAGAGGGCGGCUCUGCGGUUGGACGACCACACCUUCCAUGCAUUGUCGACGAAGGAUGACGAGACCCCCGUGAACGCCAUCUCACGAGCAGUCUGUGGCUUGUGGCGAUCUUCGUUGGACGUCACACAUUGGUCAUUCCUCCCAACCGAUCGCGCAACAAGUCCCACCUGGCUCCCUCCGUACAAGUUUGACCCCACUAUUGCGUGGCUUGAAAACAUUGACCAUGCGGCUGUGCUAAAACGGCAGUUAGAUGAGCGACCUGAGAUCAAGAGCGAGCCGGUUCUUGUUGAACAGAGGCGCAAGCUUGUCACGCUGUUGCCCGAGGCCGACAAAUCCGGCAAGACCAAGCACUUUAGCAUUCUGGCCGAGGGCCAACGUUUCAGGACCAUGGUAACUGGUCAUUCUGUUCGAAACAGGCCCUUAUGCCCUGCCUCGUUCUAUCUCGAAUGCACUGCCAUGGCAUUGGACCUGUUGAAUGCUGGGUCCGGCUUGCCCAAGUCAGGACUCGAGUUUGAAGACCUGGACAUCCAGGCGCCAUUGGGUCUUGGAGCAGAAGACGUCAGGGUCAUCCUUCAGGAGCCGAGCAGCUCUACCGGCUCCCAGCAGUGGGAGUUCAGCAUUGUUAGCCGGAACCGCUCAAGUAAGCUGGACAAGACAACCUUACACGCCAAGGGUCGUGUGGCCAAGUCAUCCACAUCCAAGCUGGCGACCAUGGCACGCCUUGUGAAUAGCCGAAUGAGAACUCUUGCAACGAGCGAGGAUGCCGAAAGGAUGUUGCAGAAGCGCGCAUAUGACCUUUUCUCCCGCGUAGUUUCCUACGAUAGAUUUCUGCAGGGCAUCUCCAGCAUCACGAUGAACGGCACAGAAGCCAUUGGAAAGAUUCGCAUUCCCCCCGGCCAGCCCGGUGUGGAGGAGAGCACUGUCAUCCGCGACUGCGAUGCCGUGUCGCUGGACAGCUUCAUUCAGGUUGUGGGUCUUCUCUUGAAUACCAGCGACCAUGUCGGGAAGAACGAGGUCAUGAUCUGCACUGGUGUCGACAAUGCGGCAAUUGCCAGCGGUUGCAACAUGUUGGACUGCCAAUCCUGGAAGGUGCACGCAUCCUACACGUCGACAGGCUCGUCACAAGUGAUCGGCGACGUGUUUGCGUUUUCAGAGGUCGACGGGUCCGUUGCUGCGGCUUUCACAGGCUGCCGGUUCGCAAAACUCGACGUAACGCGACUGGAACGCCUGCUCGACGCAACAAACCGAGUUCCUGGCAGCAAGCAGACCCAAGCUCGACCCAAUGUCGCCGAGAUGCCACAAUCGCAUCCCUCACCAGGCAUUUCUUCUCUUUCAGAAAAGGCGAGCAGCUUCCAUGGGCAGGACUCUGACAGCAGCUGGGCGGUGAGUGAUUUGGACACCCAGCUCUCCUCAGACGAAGAAAGUCCAGAUAUCCGCAGCACUCUGCAAACUUACACGGGAGUGGCGGCUUCGGCUAUCCCCGGAGAUGCAGUUCUUGCCGAAUUGGGCCUUGACUCGCUUGCCGCCGCUGAGAUGGCGGAAGAGCUGGGGAUUCUGAACCAAGCGGCAGCAAUGGACAGCCAAGAUAUCCUGUCCAUGACUGUCAAGCAACUCGAACAACACGUGUACGGGGUUUCUGCAAAAAAGGCUCCAGCGAGUGCUAGACUGGCUGCCGCAGCAAAGGGGGCCUUCCUUGGUUCUCCAAAGACGGCCUCGCCCAAGCCCAAGCAUCAACAAGCGCCCCUCCCACCGGUGGGUACUGCUGGGCUGUGGGAGGGCAAAGUCACAGAAUUGCUUGUGGAAAUUACUGGGGUGGCUGCUUCUUCCAUCAAAGCAGAUUUGACUUUGGAAGAGCUUGGGGUCGAUUCUCUUGCUUUGACUGAGAUCCUGUCAUCGGUGACAGACGCCUCCCCCAUUGGGACUUCCUUCGACACGAGCGACAUCACAUUGCAAUCCACGAUCGAAGAACUUCUUCGUGUUGUCCGGACAGUGACAGUGGGCAGUGGCGACGACGAUGCUGACGGUGACGACGAGGACGACUGGGAGCCUGUCAGUCCUGGAGAAGCCCGAACUAUGCCUCUGGAGGUUUUGGUAUCUGCCCAAUCCAACACCGCCCUGCCGUCUAAUGCUCGGGAGCUGCAGAUCAGGACGCCAACAACGCAGCUGCUCGAGACACGCGUAAAGACGGAUCCCAGAGCGGGACUGCGAGCCUGUGACGCGCAGUUUGAAGCUGCUGCACAAAGCCGCGGCUUCCAGCAUUACUGGGACGAUGUCGCAGUUCAGCAGGGCAAGCUGUGCCUCGCAUACAUACUGGAAGCAUUCCAGAAGCUUGGCGUAGACCUGUCGUCUUUCUCCGAAGAGGGAAUUGUGCCGCAGAUCAGCUAUCGCCCCAAACAUUCCAACGUCGUCGAGCGCCUAUGGGGCAUCGUCGAGAGACACGGCCUCGUCAGCUUCAGGGGCGAUGCGAGAAUAGUCCGCACCAGUCAGGCCGUCCCGGCUCAGCCAGCUGCAUGGCUGCAUGCUGAGUUCUUGCAGAAAUAUCCGGCGUAUGCAGUCGAGGCGCGCCUUUUGGCAAUCACAAGCACAAAGAUGGCAGAGUGCUUGACUGGCGAAGCCGACCCCAUUAAGCUCUUGUUUGGAACCGCGAGCUCCCGCGACCUGCUAGCCGAGUACUACAGCAAGUCUCCAAUGUUGGCUACCUUGACGAGCCAGCUCAUAUCCUUUAUUUCGGGAUGCAUUGAGAGCCCAGCUGUUCGAGACCAGCGGCCGAGAACCUUGAGAAUUCUUGAGGUCGGUGCCGGGACAGGAGGCACGACCGCCGAGCUUGCCGAGAGUCUUGCCAAAAUUCACAAGUCCGGCGCUGUCAAGGUCGAGUAUAUCUUCACCGACAUCUCUUCAACAAUGGUUGCAAAGGCAAAGACCAGGUUUUCUCAGUAUAGCGACUGGAUGUUCUUUGAGAAGGUCGACCUCGAAUAUGACCCGCCGGCCCAUCUGACGGAUAAAUUUGACAUUAUUCUCGGCACAAACUGCGUGCACGCUACGCGGGACCGGGUGGCCACCACGCGGCGGAUUCGGCAGAUGCUCAACCGAGACGGCUUCAUGGUCCUGUCGGAAAUCACCCGAGUCGUGGAUUGGCUUGAUCUCGUCUUUGGCCUGCUCGAGGGCUGGUGGCUGGCCGACGGCGGGUCUUCGUACCCACUGCAGUCGGCGGAGUCGUGGAUGAACAUCUUCUGCAAAGCCGGAUUCGGCGCAGGCAUGUUCUCGCGCGGAGAUUCCGAGGAUGCCAACACACAGCUGCUGCUGAUUGGCUGCAACUAUACCAUUCCCGACUCUCCGAACGGGGGCUUCAUGCGGCCACUGGCUGCCUCGCCUCUGUUCAAGAAGCAGACGGUCAUCUACAAGGAGGAGGACGGCGUCCAGAUUGAAGCCGACAUCUUUCUACCAGCCAAACCAUCGUCCCGGCGGCCCAUGCCGAUUGCGCUGAUGGUGCACGGCGGCGCUUACAUGACUCUGUCCCGGAACUCGGUUCGGCCUGCGCAAACAGCCCACCUCCUUGCGAAUGGCAUUCUGCCCGUCAGCCUCGACUACCGACUGUGUCCUGAAGUCAAUAUCGUAGAUGGCGCCAUGGCAGACGUCCGCGAUGCCUACAUCUGGGCAAAGCGCAAGCUUCCAGCCAUCGUGGCCCCGCAUGGUAUUGUACUGGACACGGAGCAGAUCGUCGUUAUCGGUUGGUCGACAGGGGGUCAUCUUGCCAUGUCGACUGCCUGGACCCUGGAGGCAGUAGGAAUGAGCCCGCCGAAGGCCAUUUUGGUUUUCUAUGCUCCCACAGAUUGGCUGGCAGCCGAUGUGUUUUCGCCUCGGGCUACCAUCUCUCGGAUCCCCCCGCGCCUGUCACGAGAGCAGCUCCUCCAGAUGGAUCUUUUGCCGAGCCCACUCACGGGCUACGAUGUCAUUCACGACGGGGAAGGGCCAGGGCUCGGCUGGGUCAAGCCUGGCGAUGCUCGGUCGGAGCUGGUUCUCUCCAUUUUGAGAGAGCCGAGGGAAUUCGCCAUGUCUCUCAUGUUGAACGGCACGCAGAAGCACGAGACAAAGGUUGAACAGGUUGUGCUAGACGCUCCCGCGGCAGAGAGACAGGCGGCCAUCUGCCCAACAGCCCGCCUGCGGGCAGGACAGUACAAGGUCCCCACGUUCAUCAUCCACGGCGACGCGGACGAGCUUGCCCUGUUCAGAUCUGCCACACAGUUUCACAACGAGAUGAGCCGGCUGGGCCUCCGCUGCGGGUUCUUGCCUGUUCCCAACGGCCCUCAUAUCCACGACAUGCGGCUGAAGCCUGGUAUGCCGGCGUGGGACGAGCAGGUGGCCCCUGGCUAUCAGUUUCUGUUUGACAUUAUCAAGGGCUAG